AUGUAUAUUUAUGUGGUUGGUGUGGUGGGUGGGGGGGGGGGGGGUUUGUUUUUGGGGGGGGUGGGGGUGUUAUGGGGUGUUUGGGGGUUGUGUGUAAUGGGGAAUAAAGUGGGUUUUGGUUUGGGUAUUGGUAUUGGGUUGGGUGUAUGUUGGUGGUGGUGGGGAUGGGUGGGGGUGGGGGGGUGGGGUGUUUGGGUGUUUUGGGUGGUGUUGGGUGUGUGGGGGUGGUUGGGGGGUGGGUGGGGUUGUGGGGUGGGGUGGGGAAGGUGUUUGGGGUGGGUGGGGUGUUGUGUGGGGGGUUGGUGGUGGUGGGGGGUUUUUGGGGGGGUUGGUUGGUUGGGGGGGUGUGUGUGGGGGGUGUGGGGGGGUGGGGGGGGUUUUUGUGGGUGGGUUGUGGGUGGGGGGAGUGUGGGGGGGGGGGUGUGGGGGGGGGGGGGAGAGGGGAUUUUUUGGGGUUGGGUUGGGGGUGGGUGGGGGGGGGGGGUGUUGGUUGGGGAUGGGGGGGGGGGUGGUUUGGGGGGUUUUUUUUUUUGUUUGGUUGGGUGGUGUGGUGGGUUUGGGGGUGGGGGGUUUUUGGGUAUUUUUUGGGGGUUUGUGGGUGGGUUUGUUGGUUGGUGGGGGGGUGGGGGUUGGAGGUGUUUUUUGGUAUUAGUGGGUGUUUGGUGGGAGUGUUUAGGUGUGGGGUGUUGGGUUGGGGUUUGGUGUUGUGUUUGGGUUGUGAUUUUGGGGAAGGGGUUUAUGAUGGGUGUGGGUGUUUUUAUAGUGGGGGGGGGAAUUGUUAUGGGGGUUGAGGUGGGUGGGGGGUUGGGGGGGGUGAAUGUGUGGGGGGUAGGGGGGGUAUUAGGGUUGGGGUGA
Knipowitschia caucasica is the source of this 855-nucleotide messenger RNA. The record is from the annotation of a GenBank genome assembly. Lineage: Eukaryota; Metazoa; Chordata; Actinopteri; Gobiiformes; Gobiidae.